Messenger RNA from Exophiala oligosperma, 2449 nucleotides. Its product is annotated as isocitrate lyase. NCBI's taxonomy places the organism in Eukaryota, Fungi, Ascomycota, Eurotiomycetes, Chaetothyriales, Herpotrichiellaceae. Gene Ontology annotation, biological process: carboxylic acid metabolic process. The record is from RefSeq and is a predicted model, not a curated record. Gene Ontology annotation, molecular function: isocitrate lyase activity. The coding region runs from base 342 to 1955 and encodes 537 amino acids. The transcript has 3 exons.
GGCCCAAUUGCCAGUGCUCGAACCACUCAGCAUGCGCCAGCCAGCCACUUUUGCCUCAUGGCCGGGUUGCUGUGCUUUUACUUAAACUGGAGGCCAUGUCUUCCUCGUAUGACUGUUUUUUUGGAACUUCCUUUCUCUUCCGACGACUAUAUUUGUAUCCUGCUCUACUCUCCACUCAAUUGUUGGUGGGUUGUGUUGUGUCUCUGUGCUUCUAUAUCUCGGUGUAUUCUUAUAUGACGCUCUCGUUGUGAGUCUGCGUGAAGAGAGAGAAAACGACAAAAGGACCACUCCUACACGCGCACAAGUAUCUUUUGUAGCUACUUACUACCUCCACACACAAGAUGGGUUCCCUUGACCAGGAAGAGCAGCAAUAUCUCCAAGAUGUAGAGGCUGUAAAGAAGUGGUGGAGCGACUCAAGAUGGCGCUACACCAAGAGACCAUUUACCGCCGAACAGAUUGUGCAAAAGCGAGGCACCAUCAAGAUCGAAUACCCCAGCAAUACCCAGGCCAAGAAGCUGUGGAAGUUGAUUGAGAACCGCUUUGCCACCAAAACCGCUUCGGCCACCUAUGGCUGCCUCGAGCCCACCAUGCUCACCCAGAUGAACAAGUACCUCGACACCGUCUACGUUUCGGGAUGGCAGUCCUCGUCCACGGCCUCGUCGACCGACGAACCCUCCCCCGAUUUGGCCGACUACCCCAUGAACACCGUGCCCAACAAGGUCCAGCACCUCUUCAUGGCCCAGUUGUUCCACGACCGGAAGCAGCGCGAGGAGCGCCUCACCACCCCCAAGGACAAGAGGGGCUCCGCGCCGAACGUGGACUACCUCCGGCCGAUCAUCGCCGACGCCGACACCGGCCACGGCGGUCUGACGGCGGUGAUGAAGCUGACCAAGCUGUUCGUCGAAAAGGGCGCGGCGGGCAUCCACAUCGAGGACCAGGCGCCCGGGACCAAGAAGUGCGGGCACAUGGCGGGCAAGGUCCUCGUGCCCAUCUCGGAGCACAUCAACCGGCUCGUGGCCAUCCGGGCGCAGGCCGACAUCAUGGGCGUCGACCUGCUGGCCGUGGCCCGCACCGACUCGGAGGCGGCCACGCUCAUCACCACCACCAUCGACCACCGCGACCACGCCUUCAUCCUCGGCAGCACCAACAAGGACCUCCAGCCCCUCAACGACCUGAUGGUGGCCGCCGAGCAGGCCGGCAAGAACGGCGACCAGCUCCAGGCCAUCGAGGACUCGUGGAUCUCCCAGUGCGGCCUGAAGCUCUUCGACGACGCCGUCGUCGACGCCAUCAACGCCGGCGUGCACGUCGACAAGCAGGGCCUCGUCGCCAAGUACAAGGCCGCCAGCAAGGGCAAGAGCAACGGCGAGUGCCGCGCCAUCGCCAAGGGCCUGACGGGCGUCGACGUCUACUUCGACUGGGACGCCCCCCGCACCCGGGAAGGUUACUACCGGUACCAGGGCGGCUGCCAGUGCGCCGUCAACCGCGCCAUCGCCUACGCACCCUACGCCGACAUGAUCUGGAUGGAGAGCAAGUUGCCAGAUUACGCCCAAGCCCAAGAGUUUGCCGACGGUGUGCACGCCGUGUGGCCCGAACAAAAACUCGCGUACAACCUCUCGCCGAGUUUCAACUGGAAGGCGGCCAUGGCGGCCAAGGACCAGGAGACCUACAUCCAACGGCUGGCCGAGUUGGGUUACUGCUGGCAGUUCAUCACCCUGGCCGGCCUGCACUCGACCGCCUUGAUCUCCGACACCUUCGCCAAGGCCUUUGCGAAGCGCGGCAUGCGCGCCUACGGCGAACUCAUCCAGGAGCCCGAGAUGCAGAACAAGGUCGACGUCGUCACCCACCAGAAGUGGAGCGGCGCCAACUACGUCGACAACCUCCUGAAAAUGGUCACGGGCGGCGUGAGCAGCACGAGCGCCAUGGGUAAAGGUGUGACGGAGGAUCAAUUCCAUUGAUCUACUACUACUCACCGGACCCAAGUCAAGUCUGAGGACUAAGUGAGGGGGAGGACCGCAUCUGUGAUCUUCCUUCUAAAAAGACAACUAUAAAUAUAUACCACGUGGACACAACCGAAGGGAAUCAGGGGGGGGGAGGGGGGGGAGGAUAAUGAAUUUGGAAAGCAGAAGCACAAAACCCCCGAGAAUGAACUGUGAUUUUGAAAGUUGACAGAGUGUUGGAAAAUGUUUGACAACAUAUCCUCUGGGCAAGGGGGAGAAAGUUGUAUUGAAAAACCCAAAUAGGUCAGGUAGGACAAGGAGUCGAGUCUAUCUCUUAUCACCAUGACCAUGCUGUAACGUACCCUCGAAAUGAAGAGAAUAUGAAACACAAAGUCGAAGCAAGUGCUUUCGCAGUCGAUGAUCCUUUCUAAUGACUUCGAUGUACAUGUUCUACAUACGGAGAAGUAAACAGAGUACCGGGGUGGUACGUCGUAUGGGGGCUUGUACCUACC